Molecule: messenger RNA, 1127 nt
Organism: Sorghum bicolor (sorghum)
Lineage: Eukaryota; Viridiplantae; Streptophyta; Magnoliopsida; Poales; Poaceae
Product: 40S ribosomal protein S15a-5
Exons: 3
Coding region: 122-511 (129 amino acids)
Biological process (GO): translation
Cellular component (GO): ribosome; cytosolic small ribosomal subunit
Molecular function (GO): structural constituent of ribosome
Source: RefSeq, a predicted model, not a curated record
GCCUCUUCCUAAUCUACCGCGAGCGCCGGCGGCGGCUAGUGCUACUGCGAGGGGAGAGGAAGCGGAAAGGGCGGCGGCGGCGGCGGCGCUCGUGGUCAGAGAUCCAACCUCCGGACCCGCGAUGGGGCGGCGGAUCCUCAACGACGCUCUGCGCACGAUGGUCAACGCAGACCGGCGGGGGAACGCGACGGCGCUUCUCCAGCCCAUCUCCGGCGUCAUGGUCUCCUUCCUCAACAUCAUGAAGCACCGAGGGUAUAUCAAAAACUUCGAGGUCAUUGAUCCGCACAGAGUUGGGAAAAUUAAUGUGGAGCUUCAUGGACGUAUUAAAGAUUGCAAAGCUCUUACUUACAGGCAAGACCUCAGAGCUAAGGAAAUAGAACAAUACAGAGUUCGGAUGCUCCCAACGCGGCAGUGGGGCUAUGUUGUGAUUACUACUCCAAAUGGUGUUUUGGAUCAUGAGGAAGCAAUCAGGCAGAACGUGGGUGGGCAGGUCCUUGGUUAUUUCCAUUGAUUGACAAGGAGCACCAUUUUCUAAUCCUGAAUGAGGCAACGGGUUGUGCCCAUCUGGCAUUAUUACACUGUUGUUAUUACUGAACCCAUUCUGUUUGCAUUUGGGAGCUGUUUUGCUUUCGUUCAUGGCCAUGCAAGAAAUGAAAUAACAUGUUAAAAGUACGGCUUACAACACUAGGAAAAUUGUUAAACAGAAACACAGAAAGUUUCUUUUGAACUGAUUUCUAGUAAAUCUGUUCUGCACCACAUAUUCAGAGGUACAAGGGUGUUGCUAAAUUGAGAUUCUAUGAUCCUGCUACGAAAGCAUAGCUCAGUCCUUGUCAGGUUGUCAUGAUAGCUUUCCUGAGACCUUUCCUGCAGGGAGCGUUGAGCACACAUUGGUAGUUUGGUCAGUGUCUGAGCUGUGUUUCAGAUCUUAUUUGCAGCACUGCUUGUAGCCUCUUUUUGUUUAGAAAAAUAAUAUUGAUGGAUCUGUUUGAUGAAUGGUGAAUGUGACAGAUGUCUGAAAGAAACCAAUGUCGCUGGUUUUGUAGAGUAGCUGUAAAUGUGUUCAAUGUAUUGGCUGGGUUACCAUGUGAAUGUGUUGUCUGGAUACGAACUUGUCAUUUUUUUUAUUA